AAGGUAAGUGUCAGCACUGUUCGGACGUGUAGAAGUAGGACCUGCAUUUUAUUUCCUUGAGGACUUCUUAUGUCGUUAUCGUUUUGCUACGCAAAAUAAGUUGCUUCCAGAAAUAAAUGUCAAACUGAAAAGAAACAAAAAGAUGACGAUCAUGCCCCGCAACGGCACUGGCAACCCCGCGAAGCAUGCGGGGCACCACCAGCUGCAAAGCCUGGAUUUUUUUGCGGCUGGAGGAGCUCCUGGAGGAGCUGCCCUCGGCGGAGAUCUGUUUUCCGGAGCAGCGAAGAAGACGCAACAUGGGGCUUCUUCUUUUUCUAAUGCCUAUAAUGCGAUCCCGAGCUGCGACACUACUAGUACCACCGACCUUCUCGCCAAACUGCACCAAAUGAACCGAAAAAUCAACGACUUGGGGCUGUGCAACAGCAUAUGCAAUGCAAAACUAUCGUACUAAGUACAAGUAGCAAUCGCAUGGCAAAUAGAUUCAGUAUAAAAUAAGACGUAAAUUUGUGAUGCUAUUCUGCCUGAGCCUGUACGACAAAGAUUCGUGAUGCAUAAGUGUACUUAAAAAUCAGUACGAGUGCGAUGCUUUUGCGUAGGAUACAGCACCAUUGACAUCGACAAACUGACUUACCUCUUCGAAAAGCACAUCGACGACAUCGACGAGCGGGGGGCCGUGAAUGAAAUGAGUCAGGAUCUGUUGCAGGUGAUUAAUGAUUUACUGAUCCAUAUCGCAGAACGAAAAAACUGUUCCACUAUGGUGAUUUUGCAAAAUCUGCAUCACAAGUUUGUUACGCAUGACACUGAAAAUCUGUCAUGCGGGGUUCCUAAUGUAGGGAAAACACAGCGAGAAAUCCAUUGUCUUGCGCCAUGUGAUAUAGCAAGACAAAUCAUUCUGUCGUGCUCCAUUCUAUGCAUCACAAGUUCACAGUGAAGCAGUUUUCUCUUGCGAUAAUCCAGUUUAUCUCCUAUCAAGCUGCCUACGACCGACUCUCGGGCUAUCAAAAUGAAAAAUCCCCCCUUCCCAUAUCGAACAGGAAAUUCGUGAUGUUGGAUUUGCCUACACAAAUCAGAUUUGUCUUGCAGUAGAGGACUGCAGGCGGAUGCAAAGCCUGCAGCGGGGCGCUUAGAGGUGGGCGCUUGGCAUGGCAGGCGUCUGCCCUGUAGGCCUUGCAGCAUUACAAACCGGCUGGAUAAUGCGGCGGGCUCGCUGCCUUUGCCCUCUUGCAAGACAGACAGGAUGUGUGGCCGCAAAUCUGCGUCACAAAUUUUCAGAAGGGCGCGCUUUCAAUAUGGGGAUGAGGGAUUUUUCCUCACAAUACGGGCAACGCGACAACCAUCGAGAAUAAAUUGCUCAACGCGGAAAACUAUGGCAAUGGGAAAAUCGCACUUAUGCAGCAAUCAUUGCAAGACAAAUCUCUUUUCCAAGCCAGAUGAGCAUGACAAACUCCAUUUGUCAUGUUGAGGAAAUUUCUAAUGCAGUGGCUACUAGUAUACGAGUUCUAGGUCUAGUGCGAUUACUUUUUGCACUUCAUACUUACAGCUUGGACGGCCGUUAGAAAUCAUCUUGGCGAAUUUCUUGCGAAUUUAUAGGGGAAAGACCCGCAGCGCGGCCUGGGCAUUGGUGUCGGGCUUGGGAUUCUGCGUUGCCAACGCAUCUAUGACGCCCCGCUCGUAUUCCGCGUCUUUUUGGUGUCCCGACGAGGAGGGGCAAAACCAGCAAAAUCUUUCCGCGCCGGGCGCCUUGGUCGGUGCCCGAGUUUUGGGCCCAGUGGCUGCACUAAUGUGCCCCACCUAGGAGCACCAUCGCGCCACACCGGGAACAGAGCUCGCGCGCGAUGGACAGGGAGGGCAUCAAUUGCACCCCCUUCCCCCUGAGUUGUCCUCGAAUGCCAAGAGUUUUGCUCUUGCGACAGGUGGGCACAAAUCUGUGCAUUUUGGAACACAAGGCCUCGGGACUUGGUCUACAGAUUUUGCCUCUGCGAAUUUAGAAAAGUGGCCCUCGCGAAUUUCGCGCGAAUUUAGAAAAGUGGCCCUCGCGAAUUUCGAAAGCCCGACCUGAAAUUGCGUUUUUUUCUAAAUUCGCGCGAAAUUCGCGAGGGCCACUUUUCUAAAUUCGCAGAGGCCGCUUUUGCAAAUUCGCACGGGCCACCUUUGUAAAUUCGCAAAUCGAGAAUACCGCCCUGAUUGGGCAUGCCUUUAAACGCUUAGCCCGAUGGUGCUCUGGUGUUCCAACUUUAGCAAAAUUCAAAAAUUACAUCUGAAGCCGCAUGGUAUGACGAGAAAGCGGCUGUGAUUGUGCGUGACGGCGUUAAAAGUUUCGCAUCUGGCGCAAAAAGCUGCUGCUCAUAAUUGACGCCGUGGCAGUUUCUAAGCCGGCGCCUGUCGCAUCGAAAGCGAAGAGGCCCCCUCGAUGGUGAGGCACGGGAAACGCAGCAAAUUUCCUUGCGUCCCUCGGAAGGGCAUGGGACCGCGAACAGGGUGGCCACGUGAUUGGCCACCAGACGUUGGCGCUUGGGUUUGCGCUGAAAUUCGCUUGAAAUUCGCGCCUGCUCUUUCUAAUGGGUGCCCAAGCUCUAACUUCAUACGAGCUUGGCGCAGCAGAAGAGUAAGAAGCUGAAGGAAGCGGAAUUGAGAAUCGAGAAGGAGAGACGCGAACACACGGCGGAGAAGGAGCAGCUGGUGAAAAAAGUCCGGAUUCUGAACACGACAAAAAUUCCGGAAAUGACCAAGAAGAUCCGGUAUGAACUGCAAAAGCAUCGUACUAGUACAAAUUGCAUUACAAAUUUUCUCAGCAUGACAAAUGCAAUUUGUAAUGCUGUUUUACCUUAGGAAGAAGAUUUGUCAUGCAUAUUUGCAAUUAGUACGAGUACGAUACUUUUGCACAGGAUAUCCGGCUACUGGAGAAGAAAAACGCGGUCUACGUGAAAGAACUAUCGCCAGAAAAAACUGUUUCACUGUAAACUUGUAAUGCAGAGAAUGCAUCUCACAAGUGUUUGUCUUGCUACACAUGCAAGACAGUGGAUUCUUAGCUGUGUUUUCCCUUAGGAACCUUGCAUGGCAAAUUUUCUCUGUCAUGUAGAGCAAACCUGUGAUGCAAAACCUGCAAAAUCCUUACAGUGAAACACUUUUUUCGUACGAUAAGAACUGAAGGAAACCGAGAAAAAAAACGCGGACCUGAAAAUUUUGGUCCAGACGAGCGGCGUAAGUGCCGUGGGGUGUGCCGCUGGUGCGAAAAACGAUUCGUCCACGACAGCACAGCAAAGAAACACUUCUUCUGCGCAACAUCAUGACUCUCUGUCCAUCUCCCACCACACUCACGCGCAAAAACUCCAGCCGCUGGCGCAUAUCCAAGAAAAAAAGAUUGUCCGGUAUAAGUUUCUUGGAGGAACAGCAUGACAAAUCCGUUCUCUGGCAUGAGAGCAAAAACCUGUCAUGCGCAGAUGGUUGUACGGAAAAACGCCACUGAAUGGACCUCCCAAUGCAUGCCCAGCAUGACAGACGCAAUCAUCUUGCAGGUUGCGCAUCACAAACAAUGUUCUUUUUUUCGAUAGCGCAGCAAAUUCGACUACUGAAACAGACGGAGGAGGACCGGCAAGAGCUGGCGUGGAGUAUAUCAAAGAAAAAAAGUUCGUCACGAUCACUGAUGCGCAUUUUUGCAUUGCAAAACUUUCGGUCAUGCGUAAAAAUGCACCACAGCCAGUGCCAGACUUCCUAAGGGGUUUCCCUAAGUUGUACUGUUUCUGCAAUACAAGUAGGAAAAGUUGUCAUGCUAAAAAAAAUUGUAGAUGCAAAGCCAAAGCCAGCAAGUUAGUGAUUGUGACAAACUUUUUUCCCUCCAUAGAAAAACCGGGAGCUGCAGUGCCGUAUCAACUGUAAAAAUGUCUGGGUCUGGAAGAUUCUGACACUUGUCAUGCACGUUUUGCAUGAGCCAUGACGUCUGUGAUGCAUACCCUAGCAAUGCAGAUUUUUUGAGGGCUUCUUGAUGCCUAUUCCGCAUGGCAAAUGCCUUCUCAGCGUAGCAAAAAUUGCACUCCCUUUGCUACUCAUGCAAUACAGAUUUUUUUGGAAUCCAAAUGCAGCAUCACAAGUUCAUUCUUCCAGUAGACCCAGACAUUUUUGCAUUUGAUAUGCCGGGUGUUCGAUUUGGAAGAGCAGUUAGAGGUUUACCGGACGUAUGCCUUGCAAAUACGUCUGGGUCUGGAAUAAUUGGAAUUUGCGAUGCAAAUUCUGGAACACACAAAAAUUUGUGUUGCCUGAGCGCCACCCGUUGCCCAUUUCUUGGUACGCAAGUAGGAACAAGUUGCUUAUGCGGGACACCAGGCAUCAAGUAGAGGCGUGCCCAAAACCUGUGAUGCUUUUGCCUGCAUGAGACACCAUUUGCCUGAUCCGAAAUAUGCAUGACAAACAAUUGUGCACUCUUCCAGACCCGGACAUGUUUGCAAUGGAUAGGACGCAGAUCCAGUUGCUCAUGAAGCAGCAGCAAGGCCAAGGAAAUUCAAAUUACAAUGCUGAUUCGGCUACAGGAAGUACAAGUAGUGCAACAGGUGGAGCUCUUCUUGUGCCACCAGCAUCUACAACUUCUGCGAGCGGGAGUGAGGACCGAAAAGAAGCAGCAGCUCAUGUAGUUUCGUCACUACAUCAAAGCCAAGCUGCCCAUGAAAAAAAUGCUGUCCCGUCUACUGCGCCUGCUCUAACUUCUUGUUCUUCAUCCCUCAAGAACGACGUGAGCGAGGAAGGAAGAAUGGACCAAGUCGCACCGCCAGGAACAAAAGAUGUAGUUGUUUCCCCGCCGGUUGCAUCCGCGACCGCUCCAGAAAUACUAGGAACAGAUCAUAGUACCACACUUCUAUCCCAUCUACCGGCGCGUGCGUUGCGAAGCAGUGUUUCCGUGACGGCGGAAAGGAGAGGAACCACAGCACACCAGCAGGGGGCACGACCAGGCGCUCCGCCCCCAGCGUCGAAAAAUCAAGUGCAGAAAGACUUGUACGGAACAAGUUUUGAUAACAGGACUGGUCGUGGUGCAAGAAUGGGGAGUAGUGGUCGCAAGCGCAACUCUUACGUCGGUGAGUACAACUCUAGUAGCCGCUCGAGGUCAGGAUCGUCAUCACCGGUGAAAAUAAGUCCGUCGAUAGCUAGAACUACAGGUCCUCGGGAGGGGCCGCGGAGAGAUCAAGAUCCAGCUUCAGAGAAGACAGCUGGUAAUAUAAUAAAAACCGGAGCUGCUCCUGUGGCGGUGGCCGCAACUAGUAGUACGGCAGAAGCAUCGUCACGAGCCCCGCCGACCGGAGCAGCGGGGAAAACCACACCAAAAACAUCGUCCCCCACGAAGCUGUAUCAAGUGCAAAUAUGUCUCCGUCUGGAAGGAUGCAACUUGUGAUGCUACGGUCCAAAGGUAGCCUACCUUUGGACUCUACAUAUAUCAAAAUCUGUAUUGCAUAAACAGUAAAAGAGGUGUAAUGUCGUGUGCUACGCAGAGAGGGCAUUUCUCAUGCGGUAUGAGCAUGAUCAGAAAGCCCUCGCAAUAUCUCUGAUGCUAGGGCAUGCAUCACAGACCUCAUGGGUCAUGCAAAAUCUGCAUGACAGACAUACUCCUGCAUUCUUCCAGAUCCAUACUUUUUUGCAAUCCAUAAGCUGAACCCCAGUCCGGACUUCUGGACGAAGCAGAUUCACAAGCUGGCCGCGCGAGGGGGAGAUGGUGCACCAAGCUCUUCGUUUGCCUCUAUCAGGGGGACGAAAAACCUCUAUUAAAAAGAAAAAUCCCCCCUCCCCGCAUCGGAAACGAAAUUUGUGAUGCUGUAUUUGAGUACACAAAUCGACUUGUAUUGCUAGAAGGCCAAGAGACGCAGUUGUGGCCUGAAUUGCAGGGAAUUUGUCAUGCUGUUUCCCACUUCCAGUUGCCUCGCGUCGUGCUGGAGAUGCAACACUUUCCCACGCUAGCUAGCACUACAGUCCGCAUCUUUUGCCUUCUAGCAUCACAAUGCUGAUUUGUGACCACAAAUCUGCAUCACAGACUUCCGUUUUGAUAUGGGGAGGGGGGAUUUUUGUUCUUGAUAACCUCGCGGCGGCGUCGUGGUCUCCAGCCGGGAAUAGCAAUAGGAUCAGAGCUAUGCAUUGCAAAUGUCCCUGGAUGUCUGGAAGAGUGCAACUUGUGAUGCUGCAUUUGGAUUCUAGAAAAAUCUGUGUUCUUGCAUGAGCAGCAAUGGGUGGAAUGUCAUUUUUGCUACGCGGUAGUAGGGGUAUUUGUCAUGCGGAAUAGGCAUGAUCAAGAAGCCUGGAAAAAAUCUGUGAUGCUAGGGCAUGCAACACAGAUCGAUCACGGCUCAUGCAAAACGUGCACGACAAGUCUCAGAAUCAUCUUCCAGACAUCCAGGGAUCAUAUCUGCAUUUGAUAAGAGCUAGCGGUGCCGGAGAUCAUGACCCCGCGCCGGUGCAGUUCCAAGACGCCCCUGUGGCGAAGCUUAGCACCCUUGGAACAGCAGGGUCAUUAUCAAGUGGGGCGGCCUCUUUUUCGACAUCUUUGCCGUCGAUGAAAAAGGACUAUUUACUUGAGGACUUGCUAAACCGCCACUCCGAUGUGGACUUUCACCUGACGAAAAGUGCUACUGAGUCCUUGGAACUGCAUAUGACAUUGCACAAGAACUACACCCCUGCAGGAGCUUGAUUGGAUUCGUCAUGCGAAGGCGCGAUGGACAUCCCAGCCGGUGCUACCUUGAGAUAAGUUAGUAGGGCUGCCACGCAUGACUAUGACAAGCUAGCGCACUCCAAACCGAAUUGCAUUCCGUGAUUGGGUUUGUCAUGCAGAAGCUACGUAGUUCUUUCCACUGCUGUUGUUUUUGUUGCUGUUCAUCAUGCCAACAUACAAAUGAGGAGGAGAAGUAGAGGAACUUGUGCAUUGUCAUACUGCAGGCUUUGCGGAAGCAGAUCGCGACUUUGCGGAAGGAGAUAAUACCCUACGUGUACACGAACGGAGACGACAAACCAGAUGAGGCGCAGGUGGAAAUACAAGUAAAAGAACAGCAGACCGGACGUCGAGAAGAAGUGUUAAAAGAGGCAAAAGCAGCUACAUCGCUGCAGCAAGACAGGAACCACGCCCACGUUCAGGAGAGGGACAGCCACUCAUUCUUGUCCAGUAGCACAGAAAAGAGCGAUGUUGGCGUUGGCCAGGAGCACGUAGGACCACGCGAAAGAGCUACUGCCACAAGUGCGCCCAUGUUCAACAAAAAUUUGCUCUGUAGCGAGAACCACCUGGACUACCGAAAACAAGGUAAUAAAAUUACAGAUGCAUCCGAGGAACGACAAUGUGAAGACCUGAGUGCUGGCCUCUGUGCUGGUAUAAGAACAUCAACCAGCAGAGGCACUGAUGUGAAAACAGACCUGAAAGCGAUUGACGACAUGCGGAAUUUUAUCAGGAAUUGGAGCUCGGCGAAGUUUGAAGAGCAGGAUAGUAAAAACAACCACGAAAAGAUUAUGCAGCAAGACGAGCAGGAGAUGGAGAACAACGCCACCAGUGACAUCAACCUCUCGACCACAUCUUCAACAAACGCGGUAGAAGUAAAAGCAAGAACAUCGUCGUCCACCAAGGCCGUACUAGCAGAGAAAAACUACACUAGCUCCUCAUCUUCCUGCGAGAGUCCCAAGCAAGUCCCCUGGGCAAUUUCUUCCUUCGGCGGAAGAUUUUUAUGCACUGCAAAAAUGUCAUCUGGGCUUCUGGAAAUUUGUGUUUCUGUUGAUAGUCGCAUCCGCGUAGGGUAGCUCCUGCUUGCAUGGCAUAGCAGCAUCAGAAGCUCUGCGAGGCACGAGCUCAUUACAGACUCACUUUCGAAGCGCAUGACAAACUGAGUUUUAUCUUUUACAGCGUGACAAAAAAACUGGGUAGUCGUAUUUUAUUAUGCAUCACAAAUCAUGAUCCUCUUCCUCGCUGUCCUUCAUCAUUCGCAUCACUACAAAUGGAUCCCGACCCAGAUCUUCGAUAAUUUGCAAUGCAUACUUUUUCGGCAGUAGCAACAUCACGAAAAAUACAAACACUGGCCUGCUCGUCAACAGUAGCGGCUCGGCGAAUAUCCUGUGCAAAAGUACGUACUAAUCGCAGUCAUGCAAGACAAAUUUCUUUUUCAAGCUAAAUCAGCAUGAGAAAUUCCAUGUGUCAUGCCGAGCUUUGCAAUACUACGAGUGCGAUACUUUUGCAGUUCAUAGCGAAUUAUACAAAUUUGCAGGAGGAGGUAACGUGUGACGACCUGGCACUGACCAACGUUUUAGAAGUAGACGACCAAGUUUUACUUGUGAGCAAUAAAGAGCAGCAAGAUCAUCUUCAACCUGGUGAACAAAAUCAUCUACGAAGGACGCUAAAAGCUGCAGAUGAGCAGGCCCCCGCUGCUGCACCAGGACGAGGACCAAACCCUGCUUCAUCUGCUGGCGCUGCAGCACGCCCAGGAUCUGCUUCUAGAGCAGGCCAACAUCAGUCGAGUUGUUCUAGUAGAGCAGGCCGCUUGGACUCCAUUUCUGUAAAUCAGAGCCUCGGAACGAUGACCGAAGCGUCUUCGGGGGUUCUGUUUGCCUCCGUGCUCGCAGGAAGCUGCGAAGUAAAAUCGGCAACGAGCCGCAGAAGCGAGCAGAGUGCGAUGAGUGGGUGGCAAGGUGGUAGUGCCACUUUUGUUGGCGGUGGAGGAACUGAAGAUCAUCAAAACGCAAAAAUACAACUGCAAAACCCGCCAGCAAUUGCAACACAGAGGAGCACGACCGACAACUACCAGCAGGAACAAGGUUUCACCAUCCCGCAGAGCGGUGGUAGUAGUAAGAGAACGGGUGGAGCGUCUUCGGGCGCCUCGGAAGAUAGUAAAGUAGACCACCGGACGAGCUUUCUCACGAGUUACCACUCGCUCUACCUCGACAGCGUGGUUUAUGGAAGCGUCAGGAUUGAAAUCGUAAAAGUUGAAUUAGUUUGUGAUGCAUAAAAUGCAACCCACACAGUGCCUGUCUUGGAGAGUAGGCAAGGGAGGCAGAUUUCAAGCCUAUUGAGGGGUAGAAAUCGGGCUGCUAAAGUAGCACGACAAAAGGGAUCUUCCUUACCCAAAUAGCAUGACAAACUGGAUUUCGGUUCUACCCAAAUUUGUCAUGCGCCACUUGGAAACUGGUUUACAACUGGCAUCCGUUUUAUGCAUCACAAAUUAUUUCAACUUUUAGGAUUUCGAUCCUGACGCUUCCAUAUGGUUUUACAGCCGGCGGGGACCACGAGAAGUAGUCGAGACGACGGCGGGAAGACAGAGAAUACACACGGAGGUGGAGCUGCAACGGUUUUCCACAAUGAAGACCUUUAUUCGGAGCAGAACAGCACGAUGGGACAAGACCUAGCCGCUUCCGGGGGUAUGAUUCCGGCCGGCCCCCCAUCCGUCGUAGAAACCCACGAGUGGUCCUGUCACGAGGACUCCGAUGCGGUAUCAACUGCAAAUAUGUCCAGGUCUGGAAACUUACUUGUGAUGCAAGGCAGGGAACAUUUCAUUAGUGCGCACACUGUAUUGCGCUCCUGUCAAGCAUGACAAGUGUUUCCGCGGUUCUGAGUUGCGUACUCCGCAUGAGAAACUGCGCUUUCGCAUUACAGCCAAGAGGAGCUCAUCUUCGCGGCCACGCAAUAGAGAGUUCAGAGCCAACACCCAGACAAGCAUGACAACUCUCGGAAUUUUCCAGACUCAGACAUACUUGCAGCGCAUGCGCGGACGAACAAGGGACCAUCAACUCAGGUCGUGCCAGCGAUCUUCAUAUGGAGCGGUUGGUCGGGGCACUGGAGCACGCGACGGGCGGUCCUACUGCUGCUGCAAGUGAUUUUUCGCCGCGACGAGGGCCCGUUCUUCUAGUAGCGCACGAAGAGAAACAAGAAGAACCUCCUGCCGUGAAGAAACAAGGCGCCCAAGUAGAGAUGAACAACGAUGUUGACGUGGACCACUACGAUCAUCGCGCGGCCGGGGACAACAUCAACGGCGCAACUCCUGAGCGUCUAGAAGUUGUACCCAAGAACGAACCUUCCUACGCCGAGGAAGUGGAGGAAGAAGUUCGGCUAGACAACAUGAUGUCACAACCUACACAGCAAGAAAACUGUGUUACAGCUAGUACAGGAGAUUCACAGAUGAAGUUUGGCACCACGGACAAGGACAACUUCGACCACCUCGUCCACUGCGAAGAUGACAACGCCAACAACAAUAUCGAAGAUAUGGCGUUCUCAACCGUUACAUCCUCAACUGUUACAUGGAUUUGUGAUGCAAGAACGGCAACAGUGAAAGAGGGGACCUUGCGCGUCUUGCAUGACAGAUUUCGCACGGAUUCUCAGCCUGUUGGGCUCUUCGAGAAUUUGUAUUGCGAAGCCGCUUGAUCAUCGUGUCGAUUCUGAUUGCAAUUCUGCAUGACAAAUCAUGUAACAGUUGAAAAUGUAACAUUUGAGAACGCCAUAGAAGAGGAAAUUUUCCAGUCCCUUGAAGAUAUGGAAGUGAAAAACAGGUUUGCGACUACCGCGAACCCGGACUACCUAUCAAGUGCAAAAGUAUCUAGGUCUGGAAGAAUGCAUGGUUGUCAUGGAAGUUUGGCAUGACUCUUGAAUCUGUCAUGCACGUUGCCCAAGCGCUCCAUUUUUCUUUCAUGCAGAAACGCAGUUUGUCAUGCAGAAUAGGCAACAACUAGAAGCUCAGAAACUUGUCAUGCUGAGCCAGCACUUGUGGCGUCAUCAUGAUACGCCACCCAGCAUCACAAGUUUCCAGACCCAGUAGACAUUUUUGCAUUUGAUACUAUCCGAGCUUUUUCGAUUCUGCGGUGGAAACGGAAACGGAGGUAUCAAAUGCAAAUAUGUCUGGGUCUGGAAGAUUGUGAGACUUGUCAUGCUUGUCUGGCAUGACCAAAAAGUUUGUGAUGCGUUUCCAAAAAGAGAUCCUUUUGCCUGUCAUGCAAAAACGCAGUUUGUCAUGCGAAAAACGCAACACAAGGAAGCGCAGAUAUUUCUCAUGCUUGGCGGUGCAUUGCAGAGCAUUCACUGUUCCCAACGCAGCAUUACGAGUUUCCAGACCCAGUCAUUUUUGCAGUUGAUAGGAGGUGUGUGAUGCGGAGGAAGAUGAGCAGCAUGGGGAUGAAAACCAAGAUUGUCCACCUCGUGGAUCAUCCGACGUUGGUAAUAUCAAAGAUUCCACUUCUACUACUUCUGCGACCGAGCAAAGCGAAGAGGUGAGGACUUUUUCCGACGCUUUAAGGACCGCAUUGGAGAAGGAAGUUGAGAGAAAGUUUGCUGGUGAAAAUGACGGAGCGGAUUCUGUUUAUGCAUUGCAAAUAUGUCUGGGUCUGGAACGAUGCAAACUUGUGAUGCGGAUGCUGGAACACGCACAAAUCUGUAUUGCGUAGUCAGCAAAAGGUACCUGAUUUUUGUCUCCAGAAAAGGGCAUCUGUCUUCAUGCGGAGAAGGCAUUGAGAAGCCCCCACAGAGUUUGUCAUGCUCUGUGUGCAUUCCAGACCUUUUUGUAGAUGUGAAAGAUGCAUCACAAAUGUCUAACUUCUUCCAGACCCAGACAUAUUGGCAGUGGAUUCUGUUUCUCCCAGUGCAAUAAAAUCUUCUUCCAGUCCUGGCAAGAAACUAGAACACCAUUGUCAUUCCACAGCAGCAGAAAUGAACCCCUCGUGUUCCUUGUCAGCGAAGAACCCCUCGCCCCUAUCGUGAGGAAAAAUCCCCCCUCCCCAUAUUGAAAAGGUAUGUUUCCAAAAAUUUGCGUUGCGGAUUCGAGGUCACAAAUCACAUCUGUAUCGCAAGAAGACAAGGGCAGAAGCUUCCGCCCCGUUAUGGAAGCGAUUUGUCAUGCUGUUGGGCCUAAAGGAGAGCCGUUUGCCGUGCUGAACAACUAGGCCCGUACGCCCCUACCUAGCCUGGGGAUCUGGCCGCCAUGCCUCCCUGCAAUACAAAGCUGAUUUGUGGCCACAAAUCAGCAUCAGAUAUGGGGAGGGGGGAUUUUUCAUUUUGAUACCCGCCCCCGAAGAAGCGACCUCUCCCCCCCUUUUUCACGAACGGAAGGCAAACGGCGAGUUCUUCGUCCUUCGCUGCGAAUGGUGAUUAUGCAAGAAAAAAUGUGAAUGUAAGUCUGUAAUGGAGAAAAUGCAAAACUGUUGACACUUGUCAUGCUGAAUCUGCGUCAUACUCAUAGGCUACUUUCAUACGUGUUUCCGCGUGCAACUAGUUGCGCAUGACAGGUUUUCCCUGUAAUGCCAAACGAAUCUGUGAUGCUGCUCUUGCUUCCUACAAAGUUACACUUACACAGUUUUUUUCCUGGAUAGUGAUCUUGGAAAGAACUACAGAAGCGGAAUUUUUAAUCAGAAACAUCAGCAAGGAGCUUUGAUGUCCCCUUCGCGAGGAACUAGUAGCUCCUCAGCACAACAAGCGUCUUCUACUCUGCACAAAGCCACUGCAGCGUCCAACUCCCGGGCAACUGCGAACACGGCCACGCUGAAGCAGCAACAGUAUCAAAUGUAAAUAUGUAGUCUGGGUCUGGAAACUUGUGAUGCUAAAAUCUUGAUGAUGGAAACAGUUCCGAAUGCAACUUAGCAUGACAACUUUGCAGAAGGAAUGCUUUCUUGUAGGCAAUCCGCAUCAGAAACUGUGUGUGCGCAUGUACAAAAGAGGCUACGACUGUUGUAGCUUAUGCAAUACAGAUUUUCAUCUAGGUAUGGAAACUUAGCAUUACAUCCGGACCCAGACAUGUUUGCAAUGCAUAAACAGCAAGCCGCGGGGUCGAGUACUGCUUCUAAAAGUGUUGAAAACAAGAAACUGAUUCUCGCUUCCACAAGGAUCGUAUGAACUGCAAAAGUAUCGUACUAGUAGAAAUUGCAUUACAAAUUCACUUAGCAUUACAAAUUGAAUUUGUAAUGCAGAUUUGCCUCAGCAAAGAGAUUUGUAAUGCAUAAACGCAAUUAGUACGAGCACGAUACUUUUGCACUGCGUAGAUCGUGAAAACGGAAGCAGAAAUCGCGGAAAUCCGGGCGAAAUCGAGGAUCCACACGUUUUAUCCUGUGCAAAAGUAUCUGAUACUCGUAUUGCAAUCAUGCAUUACCAAUCUUUGUCUUAAGGUAAACCCGCAUUACAAAUUUUAUUUCUCAUGCUGAGAAAAUUCGUAAUGCAAUUUAUAUAUACGAGGACGAUACUUUUCCUUUUGCAGUUCAUACGUUUCCCGCUCCUGGCACGAAUAGUAAGCCCAAGCCAAAUAAACUGGUACCGCAGCAUAUCCUCAGUAAAAACAUCCUCACCCCAGAGUUGUCAUGCAGAUUUGCAACGGCAGGAAGAUUUGUAAUGCGCACCCCAAUGAGAGGCAUUUCAAAUCGUGUUUUGGAGGUUCUGAUGCUGUAAACAGGAUAGGUACAUGGGUUUGUGAUGCGGCUGCACUUGCUAGACUGCACGAGGAACUUGUCGUUGUCAUGCGUGACUCCCAAAGCUUCUGGAUUUGUGUUGCAAGAUCCCGAGCUUUACUCUGGUGUGGGGACGUUUUUACUCGCAAUGCAGCAGCGUAUUGACGUCAGGAAAAAGAGUCCCAAUGAACAACUGCAGGAGCAAAAUAUCCUGAGUACAAACGUCCCCGCGCCAGAGUUAAGAUGGGAAAUCGGCUAUACAAAUCAACAGCAAGCUCUGGCUGUUGCAGCGCAUGACAACUGUGGUGGGUGCGCAGUGUAGUCGCAUUCACCUAGUGCAGAAGCAUCACAGAUCUAGCAGCUCAUGCGGAUUUGAGCAUCACAGAUUCCGAAACGCAGUGAGAAAGCGCUCCUUUUGGGACUCCGCAUCAGAAACAUUUUGAGCGUGCAGAUUUGCAUGACAAGUCUGGGAUGGGGACGUUUUUAAUACACAGGAUACAAAAUUUGUGCAAGGGAACGGGUGCGGAGGUAAGUGAAUUCCUUUGCGCGGCUGGAGCACCUGGGGCGAUGCAGGGUACGAGAUAGCACAACUCCCCCAUCCCCUCAUUUGUAUGGUAUGAGCAGCAAUACAGCACCAGCGGAAAUGGAGCCUGCCGCGCAUGACAAAUCUUCUACACACGGAUUGUAGUGCUGUUUGUGUGGUUCCAAAAUUUGUCAUGCAAACUGCGCUUACAGACAAGAUGUGGAUUUGGGUUUUUGCAUCACAAAUGAGGGGGAGGGGUCGUGGUUGUGCACUUUCAUACAGUGGCAGGGGCAAACAGGAGUGGAGGUGGAUGACCAAGUGAAAGCGUACAUGGAGAUAUGUAUCAACUGCAAAAAUGUCUGGGUCUGGAAGAGUCGGAACCUGUCAUGCACAUUUUGCAUGACGCGUGAGGUCUGUGAUGCUGGUGCUCGCAUCACAGAGUUUUUGAGAGCUUCUUGAUGGUAAUUACGCAUGAGAAAUGCCCUCUCCGCGUGCCAGGAGCUGACUCGUCUUGCUGCUCAUGCAACACAGAUAUUUUUAGAAUCCGCAGACAGCAUUACAAGUUCCACUGUUCCAGACCCAGACAUUUUUGCAAUCCAUAAUAUGAGAGAGAACACGACAGCUCCCCCUCCCCCUCUUCUGUAAUGCAAAACACCAAAUGCACAACCACAUCUUGGUCUUCCCUGCAAGGAUUCAUUGUUUGCACGACAAAUUUUUGAAGCUCCAGCAGUACCACAGUCCGCUCGCAGGUUUGUCAUGCCGAAGCGACAUUUCUGCCGUUGCUUCUGUUGCUGCCCAUGCGGUAGUUUCAAUGCGGGUGGGGGGGAAAUUGUGCACUCUCAUACGAGAACCUGAAUUCGCAACUGGAGGCGUUAAUGUGAUAAAAAUAAAGAAAAGAAUAAAAUAACUCGUUUACAUUGCGGCGAUCAUCUUCACAUCACAGCGCUUUUACAUGCCAAAUGCACGAAGCAGAGCGAGUAUGCAGAUUUGAAUUUCUCACGAAACUCAUUGCGACUAGUAAACGUCACUGCUGGAAGUGGAAGACCACGCCAUGGAAAGCUGUGG
Amoebophrya sp. A120 is the source of this 14947-nucleotide messenger RNA. The record is from the annotation of a GenBank genome assembly. Lineage: Eukaryota; Dinophyceae; Syndiniales; Amoebophryaceae.